This is a messenger RNA of Caenorhabditis angaria, 1704 nucleotides long. NCBI's taxonomy places the organism in Eukaryota, Metazoa, Nematoda, Chromadorea, Rhabditida, Rhabditidae. The record is from the annotation of a GenBank genome assembly.
AUGCGUUCUGCUCUGAUCUUUGGGCUUUUGUUUGUUGCGGUGGCUGUGUUGGCGGAAAAGGAUCAGAUUGAUGAGAUUGAGGAAGAAAAUGGAAGUGGAGAGGUGAGUUAGAAAAAAUUAUUCACAUCAACAGUUAAUUGUUUAUUACCUUGUUCUGAUUUUUUCAAAUUUUUUAGUUAGAACUUCGAAAAUGUACUUUUCCGUAUUUGAAAAAAUUAGUUCACAGUUGGUUGGUUAAAAUAAGUGUUCAUAGUUCGGCUGUCUCUAAUAAGUUCUCAAAAUUGUGUCUCUCUAAACAACCUCGAUACUCGGAAAUUAAAAAGUGUUACUAGAAAAUCAUGAAUGAACUUUUGAAAUUAGUUUCCAAAUUGUUGAGUUAUGUUUUAUUCCAAAUCUAAGCAUCUAUUGAAAACCACAAAAAAUCUAAAAUUCACCAAAAAAUACAUUCCGGAAUUGUUCACUUGAUCUAUCUAGCAAACACAUGUUGCUGAUUGACAUCUCAAAAAUCAUUUCACUCAUCACAUCACUAAUUAACAAAAACAAACAAUCCUCAAAAUAAACAAAUGGUGUCUUCAGAUUGCUCGCGAAAAGCGUCAAUGUUCAUGCGCUUCAUCUCAAUCCGCUCAACCAACCUGUUCAUGCAAAAGAAUCGCCUACACUCAACCUCAAAAAUUCUCGUGUUCUUGCCAAAACUCUGCGCCAGUUCAAAAAACAUCCUCUUGCUCGUGUGGAAAUCAAAAUCAAAAUCAAAACAAUUAUCAAAGCCAAAGCCAACAAACUAUCCAAGUUCAAUCAUCUCAAUGUGCACCAGCUUGUCAACAAUCUUGCCAAAAACAGUGUUCGGCUCAGCCACAGUAUACUAACCAAUGUCAGCAAUCUUGUCAAUCAGCUUGUACAACUUCGUGUGUCCAAAGUUUUACACAACCAGCUACAACCACACAAUCACCAACUCUUAUCACAUUGAAUUUAAAAAUCAGUUGUAGCCAGAAAUGCCAAGAUCAAUGUUCGCAACAAAAUCAGCAAUGCACAACUCAAUGCAAUCAGCAAUGUGGAACAUCUCAAAGUUGCCAAAACCAAUGUGCUUGUCAACAGCAACAAAUAUCUUGCAAUAAUCAAUGUGAUGUUCAAUGCAACCCAACAACCACGACUACAAGUACUACACAAGCCCCAGUGACUCAAAUUAUCACAUUGAACAUCGCAGUUAGCGCAACUUGUCAAAAACAAUGUCAAGAUCAAUGCGGAACUCAACCAGAAUGUAAUCAAAUGUGCACAACAGCUUGCACAAAAUGUCAAGCACAAUGCUCGAAUCAAUGUCAAACUGCAAGCCAACAAUGCCAGAAAUGCACAAAUCAAUGUCAAGAAAAUCAACCAACUUAUAUCCCAGUUACAACCACGACACAAGCUCCAGCUCCAAAAAUCGUCACAAUUUUAUUGCAAACAACAUUGAAUCAAGCUUCGGAUUGUAACAAUCAAUGUCAAUCAACUUGCGAACAGCAAUGUGUUCAACAAAAUCAGCCAACUCAGCAAUGCUCAUCAGCUUGUUCGAAUACUUGUCAACGAGCUUGUGAUCAACAAUCUCAAACUCAAACUCAAACUCAAUAUCAACAACAAAUGCCAUGCCAAGAACAAAGUGCCACGAGCCAAACUUGCACUUGUCAACAGAACUACACACCGUGUGGAAAUGGACAAUGCUGUCGAAAAUAA